Molecule: messenger RNA, 2023 nt
Organism: Chironomus riparius
Lineage: Eukaryota; Metazoa; Arthropoda; Insecta; Diptera; Chironomidae
Source: the annotation of a GenBank genome assembly
AAAAAAGGAAACUUAAUAUCACUAAGCAUCAAAUGUUAAAUCCAUCCAAAAUUUUUAUCAUAAAAACAAGAUAUAAAUCAAAUAUUGGUCCAGCCAAGCAAAGUGAACAAUUUAGCGCCUUGUUCACAAAAAUAAAUAUUCAGCACAUCAGCUGAAUAAAAUUCUAGAAAAAAAUACCGAAUCUUAACUAUAAACUUGAAGAAAACUAUUUUAAAUUUGAUUAUUUUACGAUUUUAAGCUAUUUAAGGCUCAAAUUAAGUACCAAUAAAGGUUGCAGUGUUAAAUAUAGACUAUACAGACAUUAAUUAAUGUGAAAAUAUAUUUGAAAAGACUAUUAACAACGAUAAAUUGUGCAAAAUAUUAUUUUUGAAGAAAAAGCAUUUUUGAAAUUGAAUUAGAUUUUGUUAAAAAGCGUACAUUGAGGCAAGUUAUGGCCAAUUAUGUUGGAAAAGACGUGAGCAUCAAGCUUAAACGAGAUUUGGGGAUAUUUCAAGGAAAGAUUAUUAAACCGGAAGUUGAUUCGAUAACAAUCAACAAUGUAUUUCAUAAUGGAGUAAAAUUGAAAAAGUUUGAAGCUCAUGUAACGAUUGCUCGGGAAGAAAUUGAGAAUAUAACAUUUAUUCAGGUUGUUGAUCCUGUGGAAGCAGCUAAUAGAAGCGUCCGAAAUACUCCAGUUACUCAAAAUACUUCGCCAAAAGAGUCUGAACCGCAAAAACCCACAAAAUCUCCACCAAGCUUUACAAAUAAGAAACCUAAUCAGUAUGAUGGCAAUAAGCAGCAACACAAGACCACACGACCGAUUCCAAUAAAGUCGCGUAAUACUCCAAACUACAUUUCAUCAUCCGCGCCACACUCGAAAGCUUUAGAAUCACAACUAAAUGGUAAAAGGAAUGGAAAUGGAAAUCUUAAUGGUAAUGGUAAUGGAAAUGGAAACGGUAAUAAGAGACACAGGAAUUACGAUUUAAUGCAACCUGAUGAUUUUUCAGAUCAGGGAGAUUUUGACUUUGAAUCCAAUAAUGCAAUGUUCGACAAGAAAAGUAUCUUUCAAGAAAUUGAGGCAGAGACGAAUCCUGAUAAGCCUGAUCUCGUGAGACAAAUUGGUAAGCCUGAGGAAAAGUAUAGGCAUGAUCAGAACAUCCUAGAUUCGAUGUUUAUGCAAUUUAAAAAUAUUCAACUCGAAUUUAAGCCAAAACAAGAAUACACUACCGACGAACCUGGACUUUUAAUCCCUUCUAUCCCACAAUCAUUGCGAAAUCGCAUACAAAAUUUAGCUGCUAGUCAUGGAUAUAGUAUGGAAAGACAAAUUGAUUUCCUUGCGCGUGGCGCUACUGAACUUGCUAUUCAAUUACUUGGUGGAUCACGUAGAUUCUCUCCUAAGAAUCUGCAUCAAUGGCCGAGAGUGACGAUAAUUUGUGAUGAACCUUAUAAUAUGCUUAAAAGUGAGAUGGGGCUAUGUACAGCACGACAAUUAGCUUGUCAUGGCGUUAAUGUGAUGGUUUUUGUUAAAACUGCAACAACAAAUCCAAAAGAAUCGAAAGAAUUGGAACUGUAUACAGCAACAGGCAAUGACUUUACUGGAAAUGUUAAGGACCUGACUCCUUGUGAUCUUAUUAUCUUGUCUGUUUCAAAUAUGAAUCAAAACAGUCAAAUUGUUCGUUAUAUCCAACAAAAUCGUGUAAUGGUAAUGGCAAUUGAUCCACCAGUGAUGGGAGUAAAUCCAGGAGAGAUUAAUAUAAGAAAUACAGUCAUACCGAUACUCCCAUUAGAUGACAUUCAUACCUCGUGCGGGAAAUUGCAUCUUGUCAAUUUAGGCAUCUCCAACAAGUUCUUUAAAGAUGCAGGAAUAAAAUAUUUUCCGAUAUUUGGAAGUCGCUCUCUGAUUCCAUUGCAUUUAAAGGCUUGAUUUUAAAAGAAAGUGAACGGUAGAAGAAAAGUUUGUAAGUGAAAGUUAAUUGAAGAAACAUCAAAAGAGAAAAAAAAGAACUGAAAAAUAACAAAGUAAAGAAAUGCUUACAAACUGAAA